AUGACUCGCUUCCUUCCCUUCGCCAUUGUCGUCGCGCUUCACUUAGUUUGCAUGCAAACACUGUGCGCGCAACAAGGCGCCUUGACCGUUCUUUUCCAAGCACGGGUGGUUCACAUUUUCAGCGCUCUCCCAAACACUUCGCCGUUGAACGUUCGUUGCCUCGCCAAAGGCGACGAUCGCGGGACGUACACGCUCAACUACAGUCAAGAACUCUACUGGCAAUUCAAUCCCUACAACACUUCGGGAAACCCUAUCUAUUUCUGCCGCUUCAACUGGGGUUCGAAGCAGAAAACAUUGGUUGUUUACGAUAUAGAGUUAGAUCCUUUGUGUAAGCACAAUGACAUAUAUGAGUGCUAUUGGUUUGUGGCUUCCAAUGGUUUCUAUUUUAGCAAUGACGCCAUGGAUUAUCGUAGAAGAGCUGGUUGGGCUUAA
Rhododendron vialii is the source of this 432-nucleotide messenger RNA. RefSeq lists its product as uncharacterized. NCBI's taxonomy places the organism in Eukaryota, Viridiplantae, Streptophyta, Magnoliopsida, Ericales, Ericaceae. The coding region runs from base 1 to 432 and encodes 143 amino acids. The record is from RefSeq and is a predicted model, not a curated record. The transcript has a single exon.